Molecule: messenger RNA, 3711 nt
Organism: Monomorium pharaonis (pharaoh ant)
Lineage: Eukaryota; Metazoa; Arthropoda; Insecta; Hymenoptera; Formicidae
Exons: 5
Coding region: 200-1273 (357 amino acids)
Source: RefSeq, a predicted model, not a curated record
AGUGUUAUCAGUGAUAUCAAUAAUAGUCAUAAUUGGUUAUAUAUAAUGCCAAAAUAACAUCUGUGAUAUAAUGACACAGCUUAUUUGAGUUUUGCAUCCUCGAAGAUUUGUGGUCGUGAAGUUCUUACCUACCGAUGGUGACGAAGAUGAAUAUUACGAGGUAGCUCUCUCAAAAUGGAUUCAAGAUUUAGAUGAAAAUAUGAUCGGGAAUAUACUCUGGCCAGGAGAUAAUUCUGCAGCAGGAAUGUUAGUUCGAACUCAAGCAAAUGCGCAAUCAAAUUGGUCCACUUAUAUAGUGGAAGUUAAAAGAUACUAUGAUACAUACUUUAAUGCACGAAAAGGAUUGACAGGAAUAAUGGAAUAUGCCUCAGCCUAUGAGACUGAUACUGGAAAAGAAAUGGGAAAAGGAAAAAGGAAGAAAAAAGUUAAACAAAUUUCAUCUUCAUCAGAUGAAUCUGAUCAGUGUAUAGAAAAUCAAUCUAAGAAAAAAAAGUCAAGCAUUUCUUCACCACCAGCAAUUCAUGUUUCUGAGGCUUCUAUUUCACUUAAUAAGAUUUCUGGUCAAAAGUGCAAAAAAUAUAUUAUUCAAAAUUCCUCAAACGUCAAAGAAUUGAAAGUUGCGAAACACUUAGGUAAAUCUUCAUCAGAAAAUAAUUGUGAGGAAUUGCUUGAAAAAAUUAUAAAUGAAAAGAAAAAGGCUAUGAAGAAUACUGAGGAGAAAAAUAAAGCUAUGUUACUCAGUGCAUCUUCAAAAGUUCUACAAUCAUCACAAAAGCAAUCUAAAUCUGAACUUGGCACCUCUUUUUCUGGACAUUAUAUGAAGAGUUCAUGUACAUUCGAAAAUGUGAAAUCUCCAGAGAAGACUCUAUCUAAUAAUCUCAGAGAACUAAAUAAUAAUGCUAAGACAAAGACCAGAGAAAUGGUCAAAAGCUUUAAAAACUCCACAUCUUCUGCAGUUUCCUCACAAACUUCAUUAUGUGCUUCAGAAGAUCAGUUUACAUUACUUCUUUCUGAAAAAGAACCAUUAAUUGUGAGCCCAAAAGUGUCCAAUAUUUCAAGGCAAUCUGACGAUUCACGUAGAAGUCUACAAGAAUCUCCCUUGUUAAAUAUGGAAUUAAAGGAAAAGUGUAAGCAGAUAAACCCUUUGUUUCAGUCACCAGUGAAAGUUGAUACUUUGGUACCCGCACAGGAAGAGCGUAGCCCACUUUCCUCUAAAGAAAAUUUAUAUCCACCAUCAUGGUAUGCUUUGCCAUCAUUUUCAUCACUCAUAUGAGGGAUGUUUUUCCAUCGUUUUCAUCACUCAUUUAGACAUUAUACUUCUCAUGAAUUUGAUGUCACUUUGACAUUUUGACUAGAUUGUUUUCACUGGGUUAUUCCUUGAAACGUCAUUUUUUUAGGCAUAUUUCAAGACGUUUUUUCCUUUUAUCAAAUAUAUUUAGGUGUCUGCAGACGUUGACAUAUAAGGCUCUCAUGUAUAUGUUGAUUAUAGGUUGUUAAAUUAAAUAGUCAAACUAAAUGCAAAAAUUUUGUACCAUUUUCCAAACAAUUAUGCAAUAUUUUCAGUUAUUAAUUAAACAAUAUUGGUAAUUGAUUGCACAUAAUUACAUACCAAUCUUCUUUAAUUAAAAACUAAAAUUUUACAUAAUUCCUAAAAUUAUACAAAAAUUUUUUAUUCAAUUUGACCUAAAGUACACUUACACGAGAGUUUCAUAUGCAUCGUCAAACAUCCUAUGUAUAUAUUAUAUAUAAAAUAACAUUUUAUUACAACUUGUACAAGUGAUAAUAACUUAUGUCAUUUUAUGUUAAUACAUUUUCAGAUAAUAAACGUUUUAUAAAAUUUGAAAAAAAUUUGGAAAACAUUAGUAGCAAGCUUGACGUUGUUAUUAUGAAUCAAGCAAACUUAAAUAGAAGUCUGCUUCCAAAACAAGCUGUCAUCAAUAGACCUUCAAAUUUACCUUCUCUGCCUCUGAGUAAUAUAAAAAGUCUUAAAGAGUUUGAGAAAUUUUUAUCACAAGAUGUAAAUCUUUCAGCAGCGUGCUACUAUUUAAAGAGUUUGGCUUUGGGGACUAAUGAGAAAAUUGCAACGUCAAAACUUAUGGCCAAAUUGAUGACCAAUUCUUUAGCUAUACAUUUUAAUUUUGAUGGUCAUAAUUCUCAGAAUGCUACGAAAAUUAAAAGACCCUUUAAAGAGCUGAAACUGUGGGAAUUAUUUCAAGGAGUGAUGCUAUUAAAAUUUCCGGAUAGUGAUUUAUCAGAAGCUUUAAACGCAAUUAGAAGUUGGCUACAAAAUGCUGCUGGGCGUAAACACGAUUAAAAUUUUAUGAUUUUUAAAAAUGUGCAAUUUGUAAAGCCUUAUGUUAUUGGUUCUCUUUUUUAUUUUAUUGCACUAGAGCAACUAUAUAAAAGUUAAAUGCGACUAUUUGUUAUUACUUUUUUAAACGGGUUUCAAAACGGUUUAAACAAUUAUACUAUACUGAAAAUUUGUACUAGUCGUUUUUAUAAAUGUAAUUCAUAAAUUUUUAAUUUUGAUAAUAAAUGCUAUGUUCACGAAGCCAUAUACAGUAUAGUAGAAUUGUUUAAACCGUUUUGAAACCCGUUUAAAAAAGUAAUAACGAAUAGUCGAAUCGGGCAGCGUACAAAAUCAUACUGUUUAUUUUCCGUUAUUUUCCUUAUAAUUGUUUAUUUACGUAUUAAGGAAGAUUUGUUUUUACUUGAAAAAAUUUUUUAUGUGCAAGUAUUUGUGUUAAUGUACUGCGUACUCUGUCAAAUAUGAUACUGUCGAUAUUGUUAUUAAUUUAGGUAUAAUUGAAAUAUAUAUACAGAUAAAGUUAUGUAAAAUAAAAAAUUUUUCUGCACCUGUCGUUUAAAAAAUAAUUAAUAUAAUUCCAAUCAAAAUACUAAGCCGUUGCAGUACCGAAUGCAGCCAUUAUAUUCAGUAGAUGUCUAUUAGAUGUUUUACAGACGUCGAUAUUAACAUCUAGAUAGCGUCGAAAUUCAAAGAUUUGAACGUCUACAUAGACGUCAAAUUAGAUCUUAUUUAGACACAUCUAAAAGACGUCGAUUCAAUGUCUAUCCGACCUGUCAUUUCCCCCUGGGGUGUACACAUUGUAAAUAAUUUUUUUUUUUAUUUCACAAUAUACCGCACUCAAUAUAAAUAUACUUUUGUGACAGAUCUAUGUGAUCUGAUUGUUGUCAACGUAAAGUCGCGUUGCGCCGCGCCACGCCGCUGUCGCACUCUAUUAGGGUUGGUUCACAUUUGGUCUGUUCGUUUUCGCUGCACUGCUGCACUGAUGCAAUAAGUUAGAAUAAAGACAAAAUUCAUUUGUCUUAUUCUAACUUAUUGCAAUAGUGCAGCAGUGCAGCGAAAACGAACAGACCAAUUGUGUCAGUGCCGGCUCCUAUCGUUGCCAAUACGUACCGUAUAGUGAACCCACACAACACACGGACGUCCUUCGGAUAUCCUAUAUGUGUCCUGAAAAGUCCUGUUUAUGUCCUCGUAUUUCGGAUGUCCGCGGGAUAUCCGAAGUACGUUAUCCGGACGUCCCGUUAAAUCGCAACUACAACAGGAUGUCCGAAAGACGUGUUCCGGAUGUCCUAAAAUAUCGUAGUAUAAUGUAAUAUAAAUAAUUAUCGUGAAGAUAACAAUGCUAUAAUAUAAUUUGUAUUCUAUAUCUUAAUAAUUAAUAAAAUUUAAAUUUUAUAAAAUUUAUA